Strongylocentrotus purpuratus (purple sea urchin) is the source of this 10247-nucleotide messenger RNA. Its product is annotated as CAP-Gly domain-containing linker protein 1. The coding region runs from base 392 to 5113 and encodes 1573 amino acids. Gene Ontology annotation, biological process: positive regulation of microtubule polymerization; cytoplasmic microtubule organization. Gene Ontology annotation, molecular function: microtubule plus-end binding. Lineage: Eukaryota; Metazoa; Echinodermata; Echinoidea; Camarodonta; Strongylocentrotidae. Gene Ontology annotation, cellular component: microtubule plus-end; cytoplasm; nucleus. The record is from RefSeq and is a predicted model, not a curated record. The transcript is spliced from 30 exons.
UCGCCAUACGGACACCGCGCAUCGCCUAAACUUUUAGGUGGAUGACGAGCUUCAUUUAUACCACUAGCAAUUCUUGUUUUUAGACAGAGAGUAAGCCUACGUUUGGAGGAAUACGUUCUUUCCGCUGUCAUCUCUAAAUCGUGAGAUCCUCUUACUGAUCAUUUCCGGAGAGUGGGAGUACAUAUAGCAGACAAUUGUAUCCAGAGUUCUUGUAAAAUGGACAAAGCUUGGCCACUUUUUUCACGAGUAGAUGCCCAACAAAACUGAACAACCGAGGUUGAACCGUGCGUCACGAUCAUAUCUGUGAUGAUUUCGGCAUCACUAGAGACUUCACUUUAGUCCAGGAGAACAAGGAAUUUAACAGUUUUUAAGGAAACUACCAGCGGUGGCGAUGGCGUCUCGACCAUCAGGGUUAAAAGCGCCCUCUAAGAUUGCCAAACCGGGAGGGGGCAUACCACGUCCAGGCUCGCUUCAAACAUCUGUUAAAGUUGAAGCUGGUGGUGUCCAUGCAAGCCGAAUCAGAGAUGCAGUCGCCAAUUCAGCCCGGGCAGCCGGUAUGCGACCGUCGGAGGCCAACCAACAUGCGGACAAGACUGUACGAACUGUGAACAAUGGGGGCCCUGCAAAGCAUUCUGAUGAAUUCAUCAUAGGGGACCGCGUCAUCGUUGGGGGCAACAAACAUGGCCACGUCCAAUUCCUGGGCGAGACGCAGUUCUCCAGCGGGGAGUGGGCGGGCGUGGUCCUGGAUGAAGCCAUCGGUAAGAACGAUGGCUCCGUCAACGGCAUCAGGUACUUCCAGUGCGAACCCAAGAAGGGGGUUUUUGCACGGGCGGAUAAGCUGGUGCGAGAGUCUGCGGGCCACGUGGACAGUAAGUCGGCCGUGGGGGGUAUCGCGAGGCAUGUGCCAUCGACGCCCAGGAUGGGCACGAGGGUGUCUUCACCCAGGAGCUCUAUGUCAAAGCCACCGGGUGCCAAACCGGGUCUCAUGAUAGAUGAUAAGCAGGAUCCUGCAGGUCUUAAGGUUGGAGACAGGGUUCUUGUGAGUGGUAGCAAGCUAGGGACCUUGAGGUACACUGGUACCACAGAGUUUGCUAAAGGAGAAUGGGCUGGAGUGGAGCUGGAUGAAGAACAGGGCAAAAACGAUGGCGCAGUGGCAGGGACAAGGUACUUCCAAUGCAAGCCCAAGCACGGUCUCUUCGCCCCCGUCCACAAGGUGUCCAAGGUCCGGGGCAAGAACAUGCCCCGCCUGUCCACCAGCGACGGGCUACAGCAGGGCAAGCUCAGCACCAGCUCAAGUUCUAUCAGCUCCAUGGGAUCCUCCAAUGCCUCCAGCAUCUCCAGGGGGCUGGCCCUCAGCUCCGGCGACCUGGGGUCGUCACCAAGGGGGUCGGUGGACUCCAAGAAGACUCAGCUCCGGCGACCAAGCGAAAGCCGUAUCCCCUCUUCCUCCUCGAAACCGAGGAAAGAGAAAGAGCAAAGCGCCAGCAGCAGCACGGCAGCCCAGCCCUCCACAAAUGGCACCCGCCGGCAAUCCGACUCGGGGUCCGACUCUUCUACAGCCACCUUCUCUGAGUCUGAACCCAUCACCAAAGUCGAGACUGCGGAGUCUUACUCCUCCUUACCCGAGUCUGAUUCUCAGUUGAUAGAGCAUGAGUUAGCCAUCCUGAGAGCACAACACCAACAGUAUGCGCGUGAGAGCGAGGAGUCGGUGGAGAGUCUGAAGGAGCUGGUGGAGUCAGGUGACAGGGAGAAGGUGGAGCUAGUUCAGAGACUAGAGGAGACACAAAGACAAGUUGAUGAUCUUCAAUUCAGGAUAGCAGAGGCCACAAUAACCUCAACAGAUCUUCAGGAGGAGCAUGAGACGGAAUCUCAAAAGUUAAAGCAGCUGUCCUCAAAACUUGCAGCUGAAAGUAAGAAAACAGGCAGCUUGGAAGCAGAAAUCUUAGACUUCAAGAGUCAAAAUGAGGAGAAGGAGUUCAAGAUCGCCGAGCUGGAGAUGGAGGCCUCCACCUACACGGAGCAGAUGGAAGAGCUCCAGAAGCAGCUGGAGGAGACCAGGAUCCACAUGGGCGAGCUGGAGGCAAGGACCAAGGAAGGGGAGAGGACCGGGGAAGAGGCAGAGCAGCACAGGAGGAGGGUGGCCGAGCUGGGGGUGGAGCUGGAGUCGGUCAGAGGGAGCAAGGAGGAGCUGGAGAAGAAGGUCAAAGUCUUGGAUAGUGAAUUGAAGACUGAGAUCGGUCUAAGAGAAGAAAGAGAUGACGAAAUAGCAGAGCUAAGCAAGAAGUUAUCAGAAGAGGAGUCGGCUCGAACCAAACUUGCUUUUGAUGUUCAGGGAUUAAAGAAUGCCUUAUCAGAUUUUGAGAGGAAAUGUCAAGCAAGUGAGGAGAGAUGCAGUCAGUUGGUUGAGGAUAAGAAGAAGCUGGAGAAUGACAUUGCAGAAUUGAUGAAGAAUUCAGGCAAUAGUUCUGAGCAGCUAGUCUUGAUGAAUGAGCAGAUCCGAACAAAAGAUAGGAGAAUAGAGGAGCUCCUAGCCAGUCUUUCCAGUGCCAACCAGAACGUAUCUCGGCUCGACGCCCUCCUCGGCCAAACCAGACAAGAGGCUGACGAGGAGGCGAGGCGGCAGACGGAACAACACCAACAAGAGCUGCAGAAAUACAGACAACAGAUGAAUAGUCUGCAAGCCGAGCUUGAAACGAGUCGGUCCGAGACGAGUAGCAUCCGCGAUGAAAUGCAGAAGGAGAUCGAUACAACGAAGGAAAGACUGGAGUCUGAGCUUGAGACUAUCAGGAAAGAGAAGGUUGACCUUGAGAGUGAGAAGGUCAAGCUUGAUGCUUCUGCCCAGGAGCUUGAAGGUCGUCUGAAGGAGACUGAAGAGAAAUUGCAAGCUUAUGAGGAGGGUAAAGCCAGCCUCGAAGACAACCUCAAGAAGACGACGGGGGAGAGAGAUCGUCUACGAGAGGAGCGGGACCAGGCCCUGGCAGACAAACAGCAGCUCAUCUCAGACAAGGCCGAGCUUGGUCUAAGACAAGACGAGGCUGACCUUAAGCAGAGACAGGUCCAGGACCAGCUGGACAGAGAGUCUCAGGCCAAGAUCGAAGCCAUUAAGACAGCGGAGGAAACCAAAGCCAACGUCGAGAGGGUGACCUCAGAGCGAGACAGCGCUCUCAGGGACAGGACGGAAGCCUUAGCCCAGGCCCAGGAGCGAGAGAUGAAGCUAGAGACCAAGUCCCAGGAGGCCGAGACCCUCCGCAAGGAGCGCUCCGAGGCCCAGACUCAGGUGCAGGAGCAGCUCACCAAGCUGGAGACCCUGGGGAAGGAGCUGGAAGGGCUCCAGAAGGAGAGGACUGAGACAGGAAGCCGGGUCCAUUCGCUGGAGGGAGACCUGGACCAGCUCCGCAGGGAGCGGACGGAGCUGGUUGCUCAGGCCCAGGAGUGCACCAUCAAGGUGGAGACCAGGGAGAAGGACCUGGAGGGCUUGAAGAAGGAGCUGGAGAGACAGAGAGAAAAGGAGGAGCUGUUGGCUAAAUCAUCGAAGGAAGGAGAACAGACUAUGACUCAACUGCAAACACAAUUAAUCGAGAGGGGUCAGGAUCUUGAAUCCUCCAGGAGUUUAGUAUCCGAGCUAGAAAACAAGUCUUCCAUGUUACAAGCACAGCUUGAAGAACUCAAGAAAGAGUCUGAUCAGAAACUACAGCAGGUUGAACAAAGUUUAUCCGAAGUCAGGGCUUCUAUGGAAACCGUAUCCAAGGAGAAGGAAGCAUUAUCAGGAGACCAGUCGUCACUUGGGACUCAGCUCCAAGAACGCAACCAGGAAUGCUGCAGAUUAAACGAAGAAAUCAAGACUCUUAACGAGAAGAUGGACACUUACCAAAAUCAAUUUAUAACUAUUGAAUCUUCCAUGUCGCAUGAGAAAUCCUUGUUAGAGGAUGAAAGGACUAAACUGAGUGAUCAGGUUAACGAGAAGGAAGCGGAAAGCGCCCGGCUCCAGGGGGAAGUCUCCAGCCUGAAGGAGCAGGUGUCCAGCUACGAGGCCAAGCUUGGGGUCCUGGACUCACUGAGCAAGGAGAAAGCCGAGGCGGAGGAGGAGAGGGUGAAGUUGGAGGGUCGGGUCCAGGAGAAGGAGCAGGAUACGGAGCAGCUCCAGGAGGAGAUCAGGAGCUUGAAGCAGCAGGUGGAGAGCUAUGAGACUCAGCUCAGUCUAGCCAAGAAAUCAUCCUCAGAGGGAGAAAACAAUGUGGGAGCACUACAAGCUCAACUGGCUGAAGCAAGGCAUUGCCUCACGAUGGAGCAAGAGAAAGUGAACAAGUUAGAGACUGAUAUGAGCAACACACAGCAGGAUAUAAAUGCAUUACAGAUGGCUGGCAAAGAGAAGGAAAUGUUGGAGCAGAAGAAUUCAAGCCUCUCAAGUGAACUCCAGGUGCUGCAGUCUGAGUUUGAAUCAAGGAUAGUAGAUUUUGAGUAUGAGAAGGAAUCGCUCCAGAGCGCUUUGGGUAUGACAAACACAAUGGUGGCACAGAACAAGAAUGAACUGGACAGAUGUAAACAGGAGAUUGCCCAAUACCAGGGUGAGAGUGCCUUGGCCAGCAGCUACAAAUCCACCAUCGGUGAGCUAGAGAAAGAUAAGAACAGUCUUCAGCAGCAGGUCAGUGAUCUUCAGACAGCCUUGGUCUCAUCUCAAAGCUCACCGUCCUCACAGAUAGAUGUAGAUAUGGAUGGAGAUCCAGCUAUAGCUAAGAUUCAAGAAGACAAGGAGAUGGCAGAGGGACAGGUAACAUUCCUAAACUCUGUGAUCGUCGACCUCCAACGCAAGAACGACGAGCUCCGCGCCAGACUUGAAGCUAUGGAGACCAGCUACAUGAAUGGAGACCACGAUGAUAUUGGAUUUGAUGUCGAUAUGGACUCCAGCACACACGGCCCGCCUCCACGUCUCUUCUGUGAUAUCUGCGAUGUCUUUGACCUGCACGAGACCGAAGACUGCCCUCUCCAGGCCAGCUCUGACAGUCCGCCGGCCACCCAGUAUCACGGCACGCGCACUGAAGUGAGGCCGUACUGCGAUAUCUGCGAAGUUUUCGGCCAUUGGACAGAGAACUGCGAUGAUGAGCAGACAUACUAGCGUCUCGGCAAUUCGUGAGGAUGGAAGUCCUCAUCCAAAACCUCAAUCAGUACUUUCCAUAUCCUGUCCCUUGGACCGAUUCAACAUGAACAGUGUCCCACAUUCUAGUGCUGGAGAUGAUGGUAUGGCAGACAUCCUCAAGCAACGGAUUAUGGUCUUAAAACGCUUCUCUGAUCAUGUGACAUCGCUGGAUAGAGGUUGCUUUACAUCGUAUGAAGGGUGGGAGUUCUUGUAUAUGCACUUGAAGGUGGUAUUUAUGUACAGGUUCCUAAAUACAGGUGUUUACGAAAGCUUUUGUGGAAGGGAAAUAAAAGAUGUGAUCUCCAUUGACAGGGGGUCUUCCUAUACAGGUAAUCGCUAAAUCAGAUUUGCCUGUAUACAGAUUCAUUGAUCCUUACUAUUUGAUGGAGAUGAACGUAGGAUGGGAAAUUGGUGUAUUGAAAAUCAGCAAUGUGCGGUCAUUAAUAAGGUGUACCAGAAGAAGUAAGACUUUCUGGAGAAGAAUGUGUCCAUGAGCCAGGACUGACAUUCAAGUCUAGGUCCUGGAAUGAAUUAUGAUUGGUCUGGUUGAUCAGGGUCUGUUCUAAUCAGUCGUAGAACAUUCAAGCCUCACUCAGAUAUGGCGUGGUAAAACCUGCAGCGCUUAACAAAAAAUUGAUGACGUCACAUUUCUGUAUCUCGUAACACACAAGCUCAAUGAAUACGUGGAGGACUUUUGUUGCGCGCAGUCGCCCUUCAUGUACAUGUAAGAAAAAAAAUUGGCGUUUUGUGGCAGCGGUUUACAGCGUUAUACAGUGUUAUAUCUGAACGAGGCUUUGCUAGGUCCUGAUUUCUACACCCCUGCGCUGGCGGCUAGACAAGCACAACAUAAGUAACGUCUUACAUACCCGAGUUGUUUCUCAGAUGAUGGUAUACGUUUGGGUAAGUUUUAUUUGAUCAGAUUGUAAUAUUUCAAUACCCUGUAUGCUCCUACAAGAAAAUACAACAUAUAGCCCCGAGGGGACUCGGAGGGAGAGCAUGUAGGCAUCAAGAAGUGUGUCAAAUGGAGGGUUGAUUGACUCAAGACUCAAGAAACGGAACAGGGUUGAAGUGACUUCAAGUUGUAUGUGCAGCACUCACUGUGCUCUUUGUGUGUUGGAGGUCAUAGGUCGAUGUACCGAAGGAGGAGUUGAUUUCAAUAUCCAUAACAUUUCUUAUACAUUAUAAAAUGUGACUAGAAAGCUUACUGAGUGUUACGAUGCUACUGACACUGUACAAAAAACCUCCUUCAGCCUUUCGUGUACAAUGCAAAUUUAGGAAACAGAAAUGCAGAGAAAUAUUGAGACGAUGUUCAUUCUUUUUGUUGUUGCUUACCGUCCUAACAGUAUAUAUAUCUAUAGAUGGCAUGAUACUGUACGUUCGACUCUAACCAGUAUUAGACGCUGCUGUUUUAUGGCGUUGCGUGGCAUUGUGAAAUGUCUCACAAUUUUUAUGCACCUUUCUUGCAAUAAAUAUCUCCAAAUAGUCUUACUCUUCUAUGAUAGCUUUUUUUCAGUGUGUAAUGUAAGACCUUGAUCAAAUCACUGUUUGUAGGCUAGAGAUUUAGAAUGCACCACUGCAUGAACAGUUCUAGCGAUGGUAAAUUUUGCCAUCAAAGUUAUAUCUCUUGAACCAGUCAAGCAAUAUCUUACGGAUUCCAAAUCAAAACCUGCUUGUUGAUUGUGAUUGGUAGGGAGGAUUAACUGUCUACUAAGUUUGAUUUUCAAAAAUUACAAUCAAGUGUUAACGCUUUAUGAGAGAGGCCACUUCCAUAUUAAAAUAUGUGAUUGAAAGUAACUCAAGAAGUUAAGGUAUUCUAUGAUUCUGUCUGGUUGAAAUUCGAUUUGAGUUAGAAUUUGAGAGUUUUUGCAUUUCAUCUCAUCUUUUAUGCCAGAGGCUCAAUGACUUUAAAGAAUUAAUCCUUUUUUCUAUGCAUACAUGUGAUCGGUCAAAGAUCACAUCAAAUUUGUUUUCCUUUGAAGCCUGGCUGUCAUUCAAAUUCCAUGAACACUUUAUUAAAAGAAAUAGUAUGUCAGUACUCGAGCUUUGUAGCAUUGUCUUAUCCAGUACUUCUCAGAUACCCCCUUGUUGAAAGUCAGUAGACUCUCCGAAUGAAUUUGGCCUUGCUGCCUUGUGAAUGUGUAUUGUUCCGCUAGAGAUCAUAUGAGUGUAUUUAUUUGAGAUUGUAUCAGAAGAUCAUUGAGCUUCAGGAGCUUGGAGCCUGCUGAUAGUCUGAAUGUGCUUCUCCUCAUCUUGUUUUGUUAAUUUCAGGAAGUGUGUACACUGUAGAUCAUGUGAUCCUUCAUGUGACUGAUGUGAUCCACCAUGUGAUUGAUCAUAUGACUGAUAAUGUGAUCCAUCAUGUGGUUCAUCAUGUCAUUCAUCAUGUGAUCCAUCAUGUGACCGUUCAUGUGACUGAUGUGAUCCACCAUGUGAUUGAUCAGAUGACUGAUUUAUGUGAUCCAUCAUGUGAUGUAUCCUGUGAUCGUUCAUGUGACUGAUGUGAUCCAUCAUGUAAUCCAUCAUGUGGUUCAUCAUGUCAUGUCAUCAUGACUGAUGUUAUCCGACAUGUGAUUGAUCAUAUGCUCCAGCAUGUGAUUGAUUCAUCAUGUGACUGAUUAUGUGAGCCAUCAUGUCAUUCCUCCUGUGAUGCAUCAUGUGAUUGAUCAUAUGACCGAUUAUGUGAUCCAUCAUAUGGUUCAUGGUUCAUCAUGUGAUUGUUCAUGUGACUGAUGUGAUCCACCAUAUGAUUCAUCAUGUGAUUCAUCAUUGCUUGUAUCUCUGCUUGCUGUGUUAUCAUUAAUCAUGCUUGAAUUUUGUAAUAAUGUUGUUAUAUGCAUCGAUCACUCCCUUUAUUACCAUGUGAAGAAUUCUUGUUUUUAUCGUAAGUAAUCUGAAUUUAAACCUUACAUCGAAUGAUUGUAAUAUUUUUGUUUAAAUGUUUUGAUGAGAAUCUUGAAAGUGAAAUGAAAUAUUAUUAAAGAGAUAUAAUUCUAAACAUACGUUUGUAUCAAGGUGUACAUAUAGUGUUUACAAAAUUGUAAAUUAUUUAUAGCACAGUCUAUGUAGAUGCAAAAAUUAUGUAUGUUGAUGGGAUAUUUUAUGUGAACGUGGGUUUGUAGUACACAGCUAGGUAUUUCUUUACGUUGUACAUGUCUGUAGAGUCUUUAAUUUGAAUGACAUAGUAUAUGUCUAUUGUAAUUUUACCACAGUAUCUGUUGUACAAUUACAAAACGAAAUAUCAAGUCAUGUGUACCACGACUAAAGGGUUGUUUGUUUUUUUGUCUGUAUGUACUUUAGGAUAUACUUUUACCUUGCUGUUCAAUAUCAUGGUUUAUUCCUUAGGGAAUGCAACGCGAUACUGAUUAAUAAUUUGGCAAAUCCAAGAUGAUUGUAUAUUCAUAUACCAAGAUAUCGAUCAUGCCCCUUACACUAGAGAGUUUACGGGAAUACUAAAUGGAGAUAGACAUUGAAAGUGUCAUUUUACUUGUUCUUCUGGAAUGCCAACUCUGAGGUCCAUGUCAAUUUCUGUCAACUAUUCUGGUAAACUCUGUUCAGAUUGGGAUAUAAUAUGCAUUUAUCUUGGACUUGCCUACAAGUUUCUCUCUUUGCUUCAGUGGAGAAAAGAAAGACUUUCAAUUGAUUCAUAUGCCUCAUUUAUGUUACUUUCGUCAGUUUUGUAGGACGUUUAUUUCUUCGUAAAAUGUAUCUCAUGGAAACAAAAAGGUGUGCCUAUUUAAAUUAUACCAAAACUAACUCCUUGUUGUAAGCUUGAAACCAGCUUUGAGUGGCUAUUAAACGUUUUUUCUUGCAUUGCUUUGAUCAUUUAUAAGAUUUUGCUUCCUAUUUAUCUAAUUUUGUUUAUACAUGUGUCUCUCUCUAAAAAACUUCAAGUGCUUUUUUAACAGUCAAGGUGUUAGUUAACUGAGUUUUCUUAAAUGAACCAAAAGCUAUGUGUACUAUAUGCAUCAGUGGAUAUUGACAGCCCUCGGUAUAAUUAUGAAUAUUUAUGUCCAAAUUUAGUUUAUGACUUGCAGGAAAGUGAUUUUGAUUAAAUUUAUUACCAGUGUACACAUAUUUCUCAUUAGGGCAGACAGAGAAGAGAAAUAUUGCAAUAAAAUUAUCUUCGGCAAGUUUGCCGAAGUAAGUAUUUUCUGCCAUUCAAGUACCGGGUAUGCAUGAAUAGAAACCGUAUUUGUGUUUUUGUCUUUACAACUUCAUUGAUGGUUUUGAUACUCUUAACUUGCCAAUCAAUGUCAUUUCAUAAAGUUGCCUUUAAAACUACUCAACUUUGUUUUUACCGUGUAAAUUGGCAAUGCAGUAGCAGUAAAGAAUUGAUGACAGAAUUGCUACAAUGUUUAUAUAUUAUAUGCUAAGUGAGCAUUUACAGUGUAGUAGUCAUUCUAAUAAAUUAAUUUGGUAUUUUAGUUUAGACUUAAAUGACCGUAUGAUGUACAUGUUUCAAGGCAUCGUUUAGAUGUCCUGACAAAUGCUUCUGAAAAGUUUUCAUGAACAAAAAAACUUAUUUGGUUAAAGUUAUUAAUCAUCUACUGCACAAGCUAUCAAAGAUUGACGUCAGACAAUGCUUUUCAGUUGAUAUACAUGAUUUUUAACAGAUUCCUUCUACAAUCCACAUAAUGUAUCACAAUUUAUUUAUUUUGAGAUUAUUUAAUGCUGCACAUUUUGUCAGAAAGCAACAAUGUUUCCAUUCAAACAACGACUAGCUCAUAGGACUGUCAUAUUUGCAUAAUUUUGUUCUUUUUUAGGAAAAGUUUUGAGAAAGAAAUUCAUAAAUCCCAUUGUAUUUAUUGGUAGAGACCUAUUCCUAACACUUUAAUUUAUUUGUUUUAAUAAUUUGAUGUAAAUGACUUGUUAGCUGCUUUAAUAGAAAGCUACUACAUGUAGGAGGCAUAGAAAGUUCAUGCAAUCUGUGUUUGUUUUAAAUACUCAUGUUGCAGAUUUUAUGUAUAUUGAUCUAAUAGGUUCAAACAAUGUUUGUACUGUCCAAUCUAAUGCAUCGAUUUAUGGGGAGAAGGAUAUAUGGGACUUUUACAUUUAUUGCAAAGUGUUCUUUGAGAUUUUAAUGGAAAUAAAAUACAUGAAUCUUGUUUGCAAA